CUCAUUUUAGACUAAUCAACGAAAUGAUAUGUAGAAGUCGAAAUUACGAUCGAUUUGUCUCAUUGCUACCAAUUAAUCGAAUUAAACAAUUUUUCUAUGAAAUAUUUUCCAACCUUUUUUUUGUGCACAUGAAAACGUUCUAUUCGAUGUGUGCACUACAUUUUUCUUUGAUACAAACAAUAUCACUAAUACAGGAUGCCUUAGAUUUCACAAGUCAACAUGAAAUUUUGAUUUUUAGAUAAAAUGCAUGCUUUUUUAACACAUAGUAAUGAAACGAAGAUUAAGACAUAGAAUAAUAAGGUAUGGGGAAAAAGUUCACGACAUUUUCUUAUCGAUAUUAAUAGAAAAAUUUCUAAGAACUUUUUUUUCGUAUAAUAUACUAAAAGAUGCAGCGUGAAAUGCUCUACAAUCCACGAAGAAAAGCUUAUUUUAAUUGUCUACUUUUUGUAUACAAAAAAAAACCAAAAUUCUGUGCGAUCAAUUUUCGACGCUACGAAAAGAUAACAUGAAAAGACAUUUCUUUUUUUCUUAUUUCACCAUUUUAUCUCCUAAUAUGUUUUCAUGAAAAAAACAAAAUACACCACAAGAUGCAGCAUAGAAAGCUCUACAAUAUAUACAGGCAAUGAAAAGAUAAAAUAAGAAAAAAGAUAAUUUCUCAUUCGUGUUAUCUUUUCGCAUCGUCGAAAUUUGGUCGUUCGAAGUUUUAACGAUUUUGAAAACAAAAAGUGCAACUGUAAAAAAAGCGAUCUUAUGCAAGUUGUAGAGCUUUUCACGCUGCAUCUUUUAGCAUAUGUCACAGUUGACUUGAGAAUUCAGUUGACUUUGGAAUCAAUAAACAAGCAAACAUUAUAGCAUGAGUCAUAAGAUAAUUAAUGUUGAUUAUUUUUAUUUAAUGACUCAGCAGUUUUAAAAUUCGUUUCAACCAAUCGCUCUAUGUCCCGACGUCCCGAGAGUUUCAAAAAAUUGAUAGUAAAAUAAAGUAAUGACUCAGCAAUUCUAAAAUUCGUUUCAACCAAUCGCUCCAUGUCCCGACGUCCCGAGUAUUUCAAAAAUUGAUAGUAAAAUAAAGUAAUGACUCAGCAAUUUUAAAAUUCGUUUCAACCAAUCGCUCUAUGUCCCCAUGUCCCGCUGCUCGAAAAAAUUUCAAAUAUAGAAUAAUACAGAUGACUGAUUUGCUCUAUAUUUCGUUUCAAUCAAUCAUUCAAUGUCCCCAUGUCCCCAGCAUCAGAAAAAACAUUUAACUAUAUUUCAUACGAAUUAAGCGAGAAAUGAUGUUAUAGCACAUCAUCUUGCAGCAUUAUUACGUUUUAAAACUUCACUGAAAUCAAUACCAUGACUAAUCUAUACACUCACACAAGAAACAAUAAAUAAAAACUGAGAUAACUCUUUAUCAACCGAAUAAAAUAGGAAUCUAUUGUCAUUAUUCAAGAAAUAACAAUAAACAUAAACUUCAUAAGAAACAAACAAAUUUUCUUGUGUGCGUGCUAACGAAAUUUAUAAACAAACAAAAUAAAGUAAACGAUUCCAAUCUCAACUAUAUUUCAAAUUCAACUGCAACAUAUAUUAUAUGAAAAAAAAGUUCUUAGAAAUUUUUCUAUUAAUAUCGAUAAGAAAAUGUCGCGAACGUUUUUCCCAUACCUUAUUGUUAGAGAGCACUCUAACAUACAUCUUUAUUUUAUCUGUUUUCUUCAACUUGUGUGUGUGUAUGCGUCAUCAUUCGGAUAUACGUUAUCCACCCUAUAUACGAAGGUCAAUGUAUUUCUUUUUUGUUCUCCUCUCUUUCUCUCUCCUUCUUUUCUCCUCUUCAAUCCUGUCGUCCGUGAGAAUUUCAAUACAUUCUCAGUCUUUUCUUCUCUUCGUCAAACUUAAGGGCAUUUAAUAGAAGAUGUCGGACGUCAUCUUCAUAAUUAAAUAGUCCAGGCCGGAGUUGAAAGUACAUAUUCACCACUUUCAUUUUUCUCUCUUUGUAUUUUACUUAUCUCUCUAUAUCUCUCUCUCUUGCUUUCUCGAUGUGAAUAUAUAUAUAUAUAUUUUUUUUUUUGGUUUAUAUAAGAUUGGGAAGAGGGUAUAAGAAAAAUAAAAAUUGAAAUUAAGGGUUGUUGUUGUUGGUUACGAAGAAAACAAAUUUUCUAUCUUCUAUUGAUUUACGUUACAGUGAGAGCCUCUGUAACACUGGUGCCGUGACCCUAGUCAAUCGACUGAACAACAACAUCAAUUGAAAAAAAAAAAAGAAGGAUAUAUAUAUAUAUAAGAGAAAAUACAAUUAGACCAAUUCGAUACAGAAUUAUAUAUUAGUAAAAAUAUUAACUUGAAAUUUGGAAGAACUGGCCUCUCAUUAUAAUCUUCGAUCUCAUCAUUCACCUACAACUCAAUCACCUAUUCGACAAAUUAAUUUUCAACAACACCAAAUAACAACAACUAUGGCUGAUGCAUUAACUCGAGCAUUUGGAAGUAUUAAAUCAUUUCAUGGUACUUCACAAGAUAAUUCAAGAGAUUGGUGUGAUCGUGCAGAAAUAAUAUUCGAUGCAUUCAAUAUUAAUGAUGCUAAUCGUUUAGCUCGUAUAGGUAUUAAAUUAGAAGAUGCUGCAUUUGAUUGGUAUCGUGAUAAUCAAGGUCCAUAUGCAACAUGGAUGGCAUUUCGUCAAAAAUUACAACAAGCAUUUCCUCCACCUGAACGUACACAAAAUCCACAUUUAUUAGCUGAACAAAUAAAUCAACGUAAACAAGAUUCUGAUGAAUCAGUACAUGAUUAUUAUUAUGCAUUAGACAAGUUAUGUCGAGAAUAUGAUCCACAAAUGUCUGCUAUUGAUAAAACCAUAAAAUUAGUUGGUGGACUUCGAGAAGAACUAAAAGAAAAACUAUUACCAUUAAAUGUUCAAACACCUGAACAAUUUAUGAUACAAGCAAAAAAUUUUGAAUCUAGUGAAAAGGUGAUGGCUCAUCAUCGUGAAUCCAAUAGAUCUAUCAAUUUACCCGAACCAGAAUAUGUAUUCGAAUCUAAUGAUCAUUCAACAAUAGCUGCAUCUCAACCGAAUCAACAGCUUCAUCGACCAUAUUACCAUCAAUCUUAUCAACAGUAUUAUAGAACACCAAAUCAACCACAACAACCAAUACAACAUCGUCAUAAUCAAAUUACUGGUGCUCAAAGAACAUUUCGACCGGUGAGGAACCAACAACAACAACAAACAACAUAUCCUAGAUCAGCUUCUCAACAACACAGUGGUAAAUUAUCUCGGAAUUAUCGACAAUUAAAUAAUAAUGUUUAUCAAAAUGUUAAUCAACGAAAAUGUUACAAAUGUGGACAAAUAGAGACAGUGAAUGAUGGUACUGUCUCUAACAACAAAAAUCCAUCUACACCUCUUAUUGUUAAUCUACAAGUUAAUAAAACAUUUAUUAAUACAAUGGUCGAUACAGGAUCAGCUAAUUCUAUUAUUCAUAUCAACACCUUGAACAAAUUAAAACAUCGACCAUAUAUUAAAUAUCAUAAGAACAUACAUCGAACAGCAAAUAAUAGUGAAUUACGUACAAUAGGUCUAGUAAAGUUGAAAAUUAAUAUAAAAAAUAUUCCAACAUUUAUUUUAGCUGAAGUUGCUAUUGAUUUAUGUACAGCAUUAGUUUUAGGAAAUGAUUGGAUUACACAAAAUUGUAUUGAUAUUAUUACUACAAAAAAAUGUAUUAGAAAGCAAUUAGGAUCAUAUGGUGUUACUGUUCCAUUUUCAACUUAUUAUCAAGAAUCAUAUUUGGUUUCUCCUAUUUACCCUAUUCGUAUUUUACCAGAACAACAAAUUAUUGUACCUGUACGUGUUAAAAUAAAAAAUGCUGAUACAGUUAUAUUUACUCCAUCAAAAAGUUUGAUUGAAAAAAAAAGAAUAUUAAUACCACAUUCAUUAUUGAAAAUUGAAGAUGGUAUAACACGUAUUACAAUGAUAAAUGCAAAUGAUUCACCACAAUAUAUAAAUACAAAUAUGAUUAUUGGUACAAUUUCUUUUCCAUCAUUAACAUCUAUAUCAUUACCAUUGUUACCAACACAACAAGUUAAAACAUAUACAGAACCUGAUCUUGAAUGUCGUAUAUGUUAUAGAAAAUAUAAAUCAAAGAAUCAAUUAUUUGAACAUUUAUAUCAAACUGGUCAUUAUACUAAACCAACAACAAUUAAUUCAACUGUUAAACAUACAAUUGAAAUAAAAAAUACUCGACCAAUUGUUCAACGUCCAUAUCGUAAAACAUCAAUACAAGAGAAAAUUAUUGCUGAAAUGUGUGAACAAUUUUAUCAUGACAAUAUUAUUAGACCAUCAAAUUCACCAUGGUCAUCACCGGUGGUGUUGCAGAAGAAAAAGGACGGUACAUGGAGAUUUUGCAUUGAUUAUAGAAGAUUGAACGAAGUAACAGAAAAAGAUAAUUAUCCAUUACCACGAAUACAAGAAAUAUUUGAUGCAUUAGGUGGCUCAAAAUAUUUUUCUAAACUUGAUUUUCAAGGUGGUUAUCAUCAGAUUCCAAUUGACGAAUCAGACAAACCCAAAACUGCAUUUGUUACACGUGAUAAAUUUUGGGAAUAUAACGUUAUGCCUCAAGGUAUAAAAAAUGGUCCUCCAACAUUUCAAAGAAUUAUUAAUAAAUUACUUGGACGAUUACAAUGGUAUUGUGCAUUAUCAUAUAUUGAUGAUAUUAUAAUUUAUUCCAAAUCAAUGGAAGAACAUUUACAUCAUCUUGAACAAGUUUUAUCAUUAUUGCAUCACGCAAAUUUUCAUCUGAAUCCAACUAAAUGUGAAUUUGUACAACGGCAAAUUAAAUUUUUAGGUCAUAUGGUGAAUGAACAAGGUAUUACACCAUGUCCAGAAAAAGUAAGUGCAAUUAAUGAUAUACCAGUACCAAAUAAUAUCAAAGCAGCAACAUCUUUUAUUAAAAUGGCUGAAUAUUACCGGAGUCAUAUACCUAACUUCUCCACAUUAGCACAACCAUUAUUUGAUUUAACAAAGAAAAACGCAAAAUUUGUAUGGGGUGAUCAACAACAAAAUUCAUUUAAUAAAAUUAAACAAUUAUUAACAUCGAAGCCACUACUUCAAUUUCCUGAUUCGAAUCUACCAUUUAUCAUCCAGGUAGAUGCAUCUAAUUAUGGUAUUGGUGCAGUGUUGAUGCAAAACACUGACAAAGGUGAACAACCAGUUGCAUAUAUGUCCCAAAAAUUAAAUAAACAACAACAGAACUGGAACGCAACUGAAAAGGAAUGCUUUGCUGUUGUAUCAUCAAUACGUAAAUGGAAUCAUUAUGUAGCUGGUCAAGAAUUUAUAGUUCGAACUGAUCAUCAUGCAUUAUGUUGGUUGAAUCGGAAGUACAACAGCAACCCGAAACUUAACCGAUGGAGAAUGGCACUUCAAGAUUAUACAUUUAAAAUUGAACAUGUAAAAGGUAAUAAAAAUUGUGUUGCUGAUUGUCUUUCUCGUUAUCCAGUUGACUCAUCAUUUGAUGAUGAAACCGAACAUAAGUCAAUUUCAACUCAAACUGAAGCACAACCAUCAAUUAUCGGUGUAGUUGCAACUCGUGCUAUGAAUCAUCACCAAAAAACGGUACAAACAAGUACAAACAUCUCAACAACAACACAAUCCGAUCAACAUUUAAAUUCAUUAAAUACAACAAAUCAAAUUAAUGUUUUUACAACUGAACAAUUAAAAUUUUAUCAACAGCAAGACAUUUCCAUCAAGAAAAUUUUAGAAAAUAUUGAUAAAAAUCCAUUUAAAAUUGAAUAUUGUAUCAAAAAUGAUAUAUUAUAUCGUAAUAUUAAUAGAGUUAAUAGAAUUAUAGCUGUACCAGUAGUGCCACAAACCAAAAUUAAAGAUGUAUUAUUAGCUUAUCACAAUUCAUCAAUGAAUGGUGCACAUUUUGGUAAAGAUCGAACAUAUUAUAAAAUUCGUGAUCGUUAUUAUUGGCCAAGAAUGUACAAUGAUAUUGCACAACAUGUUAAGUCAUGUCCAAACUGUUCAAUUAAUAAGUAUUCAAGAAGAAAAUCAAAUGGUCAUUUAAAUCAAGUUAAUCCACCUGAAGGUGUAUGGGAAAAUUUAGCUAUGGAUUUCAUGGGUCCAAUAACACCAUUAUCAUCAACAGGAAAUAAAUAUAUAUUAGUUAUUACUGAUUUAUUAUCCAAAUAUGUUAUUGCAAAAGCCACACGUGAUAAUUCAGCUUUAACUGCAUCAAAAGUAUUAGUAGAAGAAGUAAUACUUAAAUAUGGAACACCAAAACAAAUAUUAACUGAUAAUGGUACACAUUUCACUGCUGAAUUAUUUAAUGAUAUUAUGAAAUUAUGUGGUGUUUGUCAUAUAUUUACAACGCCAUACAAUCCUCAAUCAAAUGGUGUCUGUGAACGAUUUAAUGCAUCCAUGUGUGAUACUUUAGCUUCAAUAUGUAAUAAUAAAAGAACCGAUUGGGAUGAAAAAUUAUCAAAAGUAAUAUUUGCUUAUAAUACAACUCGUCAUGCCAAUACAAAAUUUACACCAUUUGAACUGAUGUUUGGACGUGAAAUUAAAUUACCAUUUGAUUUACCAAAACGAACAACAACAAUUAUCGAACCUCAUCAAUACGUUAAACAAUUACAAGAAUAUUUAGAAUUAGCGAAACAGGUGGCUCGUACGAAUAUUGAACAUAGUCAGAAAAAAUCAAAACAACAUUAUGAUACUAAUCGUACAAAUAAUAUUUAUUCAAUUGGAGAUUUUGUUUAUAUUAAACGAUUAGGAUUGAAUCAUAAAUUAGCACCAAAAUAUGUUGGUCCAUAUCAAGUAAUUCAACAGCUGAAUAAUUCUACAUAUCGAGUACAAAACCCUACUGAUCUCCAUCAAAUAAUUAAUGUACACACUAAUCGUAUACGUCGAUGUUAUCAAUAA
Molecule: messenger RNA, 6872 nt
Organism: Rotaria sp. Silwood2
Lineage: Eukaryota; Metazoa; Rotifera; Eurotatoria; Philodinida; Philodinidae
Source: the annotation of a GenBank genome assembly